Drosophila hydei is the source of this 2133-nucleotide messenger RNA. RefSeq names its product major facilitator superfamily domain-containing protein 6. NCBI's taxonomy places the organism in Eukaryota, Metazoa, Arthropoda, Insecta, Diptera, Drosophilidae. Gene Ontology annotation, cellular component: membrane. The transcript is spliced from 4 exons. The coding region runs from base 426 to 2054 and encodes 542 amino acids. The record is from RefSeq and is a predicted model, not a curated record.
CUCGGCCCUUAUCUUUAUGCAGUCGAUUACUUAUUAGCAUUGUAUUAUUAUUGGCAGUACGCUUAUCAGUCUGCGAAGCUUAUCAGUCAAUGUUUGUGCCAUUGAAGACUGUGUGGCGGUGUUGGCGGCGCUUUGUAAUGCCAGUCGUAGCUCGCACUUUGCGGCGCUCUCAUGCCUUCAACUUGAUCUCAAGCCUCAAGUGAACUCGCGUGAUAUAUCCACUGAAACUCCAGAUCGAGCAGAUCGUUGCAAUUACUAUGGUCUUGUGAGUGCAGCCGGUACGAAAAGUAAUAAAGAUUGCGACGCCGGUGCAUGGAGUCAUCAAACUGUGAUAUACUAUUGUGAGCCUUCUUCUAGUUAGCUGCUCCCGUCAUACAAUACACACACAUAUGUGUAUGUAGUCGAUAUUAUAUAGUGCUGAGACAAUGGCGUUAAUAAACAGACGCCUGCUGCCCAUUAAGGCGCAUUUCUUCUUCUUUAUGGCGGCAAUGGGCCCCAUAUUGCCGCAGCUCUCGGUGAUAGGCAAACAGAUUGGCAUACCGCCAGAUAUAAUGGGCUAUAUAACGGCCGUCUUGCCGAUUCUGUAUGUGCUCGCUAAGCCUCUUGUUGGCUUCUUAGCUGAUUAUUUUUUGCACCUGCGCAAGUUCAUCUUUAUGACAUUGAUCGUGAUCAUGACCUUGGCUUAUGGCGGCUUUUACUUUCUGCCCAAUGCAGCGCACCCCAUUGAGCUGAACGAGACCAACGUUGAGUGGAAAGCAACAUUGACACAGGAGCCGCUCCACUGUCCGCCAGAGAUUUAUGCAGCUGAUGCUCACUGCCAGGUCGCACAUGAGGCUGAAUGCAGCCAGGGCAACUAUAGCUUUCAGACAUUGAUAGCGGCGCCUCAGUCGUUGGCAAGCUUGAAUCUGGAACCCAAUCUGCAAUAUGGCAACGAAAGCUAUUUCAUUUGUCUCACUGAAGUAACGAUGCCAAGUUAUUGGAGCAACACCUCCCUCACCUGCCGGCUGCGGCACAUCGAUAGCUGUGUCUACGGCAGUGGCGCGUUCUGGCUAUUUGUGGCUAUGCUGUUCAUUGGCACCAUCGGGUUCAAUGUGACCAAUUCCAUAUCGGAUGCCUGUUGCUUUGAUAUGCUGGGCGAGGAGGAGCAGAGUAAAUAUGGUGCCCAGCGCGUUUGGGGCACCAUUGGAUUUGGAGUCACAGCUCUAAUAGCUGGAGUUGUGGUCAAUCUGUGGACAACGGAUGCACUUAAGAGCUUUACGCCCGCCUUGAUUAUAAUGGGUGUGUUCAGUGUGCUGGAUUUAUUCAGCGUGUCCAAGCUAAAGUUGCCCAAAUUGGGCGGCUCCGAGUCCAUCUGGACAGAUGUCUGGCAGCUGGUGCGUCAGCCACCGAUUGUGACAUUCUUGCUGUUCGCCACAAUAGCGGGCAUUAUUGACUCCUUCAUAAUCUACUUUAUGUUCUGGCAUGUCGAAGAGGUGGCCGCCGAGACGGGCUACAUGGCGGACAUCAAACUUAUUGAAGGACUCGUAGUUGCUGCGGAAUGUCUGGCCGGCGAGGUGCCAUUUUUCUUCUACAGCGGAAAGAUUAUCAAGAAACUGGGCUAUGUGCACUGCAUGAGCAUGUGCUUCUUCUUCUAUGCAGUGCGCCUAUCGCUCAUCUCCUGGAUACCGAAUCCCUGGUAUCUGGUGGGCGUGGAGCUGUUCUUCCAGGGCGUAACCUAUGCUCUCUGCUACACUUGCAUAGUGGCCUAUGCCUCGGCAGUAGCGCCGCCUGGCACCUCGGCCACGGUGCAAGGUCUCAUGGCUGGCAUGGAUGAUGGCCUGGGCUUCUCCAUUGGCUCGCUCAUUGGGGGUAUUAUGUUUAAGAGGUUGGGCGGACGCGAAAGUUUCAAGUAUUUUGCCGUAGCUGCCAUUUGCACCUGCGUGGCCCACAUUGUUCUCCGUCCAUUGUCCAGGAAACAACAGUAUUUGCCUAAAGGUGAGUAUCAAUUGCCCCCAGGACAGGCGGAAAAUGAAUUGAUGCCCGUGACGCCACAGGAGAUGCCAAAAGUAUAUUAGUUUUAGUGCCCGUUUUGUAUUAUUGCAUACGAUUUUUUAUACAACUUUAUUUAAAAACGUGCUUCCCAGUUGAAUAGCA